This is a messenger RNA of Hibiscus syriacus, 1307 nucleotides long. RefSeq names its product glucan endo-1,3-beta-glucosidase 11-like. Gene Ontology annotation, biological process: carbohydrate metabolic process. The record is from RefSeq and is a predicted model, not a curated record. Lineage: Eukaryota; Viridiplantae; Streptophyta; Magnoliopsida; Malvales; Malvaceae. Gene Ontology annotation, cellular component: plasma membrane. Bases 49 to 1215 code for a protein of 388 amino acids. The transcript has 3 exons. Gene Ontology annotation, molecular function: hydrolase activity, hydrolyzing O-glycosyl compounds.
CUUUCUCUUUUCAUUUUCAUUACAAAGUUUUUUUAAGAAAUUGGCAUAAUGAUCCAUGUUCUCCUGCUAUUUUCUCUCUGUUUUUCAGAUUAUGGUUUUAUACAAGGAGUUAAUUCUUUAGGCAUCAAUUAUGGCCAAGUUGGCGACAAUUUGCCUCCACCUGACAAGGUUCUUGAUCUCUUGAGCUCCCUUAAGCUCACAAAAGCAAGAAUCUACGACACCAAUCCUCAGAUUUUAACAACAUUUGCCAACUCCAACAUUGAGGUUAUCGUCACAGUUGAAAACCAAAUGUUACCCGUCGUAGUGGAUCCCCAGCAAGCACUACAAUGGGUUAGUACCCAUAUCAAGCCUUAUUUUCCAGCCACCAAGAUCACCGGGAUCGCCGUCGGAAAUGAGAUCUUCACCGACGACGACACGUCGCUACUAGGAUAUCUUGUCCCCGCCAUAGUCAGUAUCCAUGGUGCUUUAGCUCAAUUAGGCUUAGAUAAGUACAUUCAGGUUUCGACAUCCAAUUCAUUAGCGGUUCUGGAGGAAUCUUACCCUCCUUCAGCUGGUAGUUUCAAGGGCGAGGUCUCGAGUGUCAUGUCACGGUUUUUGCAGUUCUUGUCCAGCACCGGUUCCCCAUUUUGGAUCAAUGCCUACCCGUAUUUUGCUUACAAGGAUUCCCCGGACAAGAUUUCGUUGGACUAUGCUCUUCUCAACAAGAACCCAGGAAUGGUCGACCCUUACACCAAGCUCCACUAUGACAACAUGUUAUACGCGAUGGUAGACGCGGUCGUUUGCGCCAUGUCUAGGUUGGGUUACAAUGGGAUCGAGGUGAGGGUUUCGGAGACGGGGUGGCCAUCGAAGGGGGACCCUAAUGAGGUCGGAGCUACGGUCCAGAAUGCGGCAUCUUACAACAGGAAUUUGUUGAGGAGGCAGAUGAGUAAUGAGGGGACACCUUUGAGACCAAAGAUGAGGUUGGAAGUGUAUUUGUUUGCUUUGUUCAAUGAAGAUUUGAAGCCCGGACCGACAUCAGAGAGGAACUACGGUCUCUUUCAACCUGAUGGAACUAUUGCUUACAAUGUGGGACUCUCUGCCUUGGCAACAUCAUCGGCUUCUAUUUCUCUUACUUCCUCUGCCACCAAGGCCUUGAGGGUGGAAUAUCAAGACUCGGUGUCAUGGAUGUUUGUGCACUUGCUGGCUUUCCAAGUUUUCAUGAGAAGACAACAUUAAGCAAAAUGAUGACUUCAUCCGCAUGUAAAUAUUACAUUUUGGUAAGUAAGAAAAAUUGGGGUUUCUUUUUUAUGUCAUUUCUCAUUCCUGAA